GAUGCCGCGAUUUCGAACGGCCGCUUCGGAGCUCAAAGAACUCUGCAGCCAUGGGUCCCUGACAAGAGCGAUGCCAUUGAUGGAAGUUUGGAGAAAUCUACUUCUGCCGCUGGCUGGGACCAGUUUGCUGAAAACGAGAGGCUCUUUGGCCUUAAGACCGACUACGAUGAGAACAUCUACACCACUGCAAUCAACAAGGACCACCCGCAGUACCGAGAGAGAAUUGCGGCUGCAGACAAGAAGGCCAGGGAAAUUGAGCGCAGUGCAGCCAUCACUGCCCACGUAGCCGAGGAACGUGUCAUGGACUACUCUGGCCCCAAGGACCGUGCCGAUGAUAACGAGGAAGACAAAUACAGCGGUGUCCGCCGUCAAGACUUCCCUCCUUUGACGUCUGGACUAGGGAAUCGGUACACGCCUCCGGCUAAGCGGGCUCCAACUGGACAGGCCACGGUCAAGGGAGCUCCCGUUGACCCAGCAAUCAUCUCAUCGCAGAUCAAGGCUCCGCCGAAGAAGCAGUCUUCUCAAGCCUCUGACACAUCAAAGGCGACGUCCGAUGCCCUCAAGAACGGAGCCCAAGCCAAGAACGAAACCCAAAAGGCCUCGGAAAGUCAAUCGGCAAAUCUCAAGCCGGCGGAAAACAAGACCCCUACCCCGACUCCUGCCGCUGCCGCUGCCCCAGCAAAAGAGGACAAACCGGCAGAGAAGCAAACAACUACCACCAGGGCCACCCCUUCUAAUUCUCGUCCGCUCAGCAACUUGCCGCCGAAUGCCCCCAGCGCAACUUCGACUGUUGAACGUGACGUUUUGAAGGAGUUUAAGUCAUUCGCUACCCAACAACGCCUCAAUGCAGAGAAGGCUAGAAGCAACAAGGCAAAGGCGGAUAAGGAAGUCAAGUUGACGGAACUCAAAAAGUUUGCAACCAGCUUCAAGCUUUCAACGCCGGUCCCCUCUGAUCUGGUAUCCAUCAUCGCAAAAGAUCCAGUCAAACAAAGAGAGAUUCAGGCCAAGGCAAUGAAGAACGCAGAGGAGAUGGCCAAGGCCAAGACCGACGCUGCCCAGGUCAAGAAGGACGCCACCACAGUCAAGGAGACGGCCCAGCCCAAGCGUGCAGAGGCUUCGACAACAGCGCCUCCCGCCGUCGAAACCCGGCCUGCACGAGGGGCUCCUGCUCCCCAGGCCACCCCCCCUAACGGCGGAUCUGGUCGCCAUACUGGCCCUCGUCAACAGUUCACCCAGCAGCAGUACCACGCACAAGGCUACAGAAACGGCCGCGUGGGUCCUCAGCAUGCGCAGCAGCCUCAUGCAAAUGGCACGCUGGCGCAGCGCAUCCGUAACGUGGAGCAGCAAAAGUUUUCUCAGCCUCCUGCUCCUCACCAGCAUGCUGUCGGCCCCGAGAUUCGUGCGCCGCCUACUGGUCCUUCUAACGGCACGGACUACGCUCGGCGUCACAGUGGCCAUCUCGGAGCUAAGCUGAACCCCAACAGCAACGAGUUCAGGCCCAGCCCAUUCGCCCCGUCCUUCAACCCGAACGGACACCCGAGCGCAGGAUCCAGCCCCCGAUCUGCUGCCAAUCAUGUCACUGAUGCCGCUAACGCCGUCAAUCAUCCACAGGGGCAGCUCAUCCGGCGAAAGACCAAGGCUGUCGAUGUCAACAAGUGUUACAUCUUGUCGCACAUCAAGACCAUUGCUCCGCCCCAGGGCCGUAACUGGGAUGACAAUAAUGGUCUGCGGCCGUCCUACGACACUCUGCCUACCUGGCGCCAGCUGCAGGAUGAGGAAAAGGCGGACUCUACUAUGCAUCUUACUUACAAGGAGUACUUUGAGCGACAGCCUUUCUUGGUCCCCUCCGUGCCUACUCCCAACCCGUCUCAUGUUUCUCCGCACAUGCCUCCGAUGCAGAUGCAUACGCCGCAGCAUGGACCUGUGCCUCAUCAGCCCUACGGUAACGACGACCACCGGAUGAUGCACUCCAACUCUGCCCAGUCGUUCGCCUCGCCGCGCAUGGGACAGUUGCCCGUGGCGUACCCGCCAGUCAACCCAGGGGCUCAGGUUCCAUAUGGUCAACCGGUCUUCCUCGGACAUAUGGGAGGUCCAAUGAUGAUGCAGCCCCAGUUCAUUCCGGGUCCUCAGGGAAUGAUGGCGGCCCCUCACCUGAUGUAUCCCGGUGGGCACCAUCCGCAGUUCAUGCCACCCACUGGCCCACCACAGCAAGUGCCAGGAGCAAAUGGAUAUCCUAGCCCAGGACGGCCAGCCGCACCCAUGAUGGUUCAUCAGGGCUCUCAACAAGGGCAUAACAUGUACGGAAUGAGCCCCAAUAUUCAAUACAACCAGCCGGCAUACGGCCCAGCACAA
Molecule: messenger RNA, 2352 nt
Organism: Trichoderma virens Gv29-8
Lineage: Eukaryota; Fungi; Ascomycota; Sordariomycetes; Hypocreales; Hypocreaceae
Exons: 4
Biological process (GO): cytoplasmic stress granule assembly
Cellular component (GO): cytoplasmic stress granule
Molecular function (GO): RNA binding
Source: RefSeq, a predicted model, not a curated record